Molecule: messenger RNA, 1765 nt
Organism: Volvox carteri f. nagariensis
Lineage: Eukaryota; Viridiplantae; Chlorophyta; Chlorophyceae; Chlamydomonadales; Volvocaceae
Exons: 3
Coding region: 115-696 (193 amino acids)
Biological process (GO): proteasomal protein catabolic process
Cellular component (GO): nucleus; cytosol; proteasome core complex, beta-subunit complex
Molecular function (GO): peptidase activity
Source: RefSeq, a predicted model, not a curated record
CGAUUGCAUAGGGUUCUUUAAUGUGUUCGUAGCUUACAACCAAGCGUAGAGGUCGUUUGCGGCAUUUUCCUCUCGUAAAGCGCCUAGCCGUGGGCGGGCAAGCAGCCCGCAGCCAUGGACUUCUUUGUUGGCAUCAAGGGCAAGGACUUUGUUAUGGUAUGUAGCGACACGUCUGCUGCCCAGUCCAUUAUCAGCAUAAAGCAGGAUGAGGACAAGAUCGUGCCCAUUGACGACCACAAGGUCUUUUGUAUAGCUGGCGAGGCAGGGGAUCGUGUUAAUUUUAGUGAAUACAUUAUUGCAAACGUGAAACUUUACGCACUUCGAAACGGCACGGAGCUCAAUACGAAAUCUGUCGCCAACUACACGCGCGGGGAGCUCGCGACAGCACUACGAAGCUCACCGUACCACUGCAACUUGCUGCUUGCGGGAUACGACAAGGAAACCGGGCCAGCACUGUACUGGCUGGACUACCUGGCUACAUUAAGCAAAGUAAACACGGGAGGCACUGGCUACGGCUCAUACUUCACGAUGUCGCUGUUCGAUAAGAUGUGGAAUCCGGAGCUUACGGUGGACGAGGCUGUAGCCAUGAUGGACGCGGGCAUUGCGGAGGUCAAGAAGCGCCUGGUGGUGGCGCCGCCGCAUUAUAUUAUGAAAGUUAUUGACAAGGAUGGCAUUCGUGUCGUGAAGACGGUUUGAGCGCGCGCGGGUGAUGCGCACGCCGGGGAACUGAACUCUUAAGAUGGCGCCGAGGGGCGUAAACCGAAAACGAGGCAAGGCGGGAACUCCCGGCGCCGGUGAGGUGGAAAUGCAAAGUGCAGAAGGGCCAUCGGGCCCUUCAGCAUUGGGCCAGAAGGGGUUAAGAGGAUGCGCGCUGGCAUGAGUGGACCCCAAACGCUGUGUGUGCCUUUGAGCACGCACAUCAUGAUGUUGGAAGAGGUAGAGAACACGCUCUUAGCUGGUUGAAGCCGAAACACGCGGUUUCACAGUCAGGGGGCUCGUGCUUGUUGAACGUCCUUAUUAUGCCGGCAUUGGAAGCUCGGCUUGGUAAAAGGCGCUGAGAGGAGGCAACGAGGAAAAGCGUUGAUGACAUGUGCCAUGGAGGACGGCUGGUGCCUUUAGAGGCAGCCCCUAUGGUGUCUGUCAUUGGUCGUGUCAUUGGUCGUGAUGGCUCGUUCUGGAGAGGGGGUAUUUCCAUUAAACUUCUGUGGCUUCUUUGGCAGCCGAAAACUCGCGGCGUCAGGCUGCAAAAGCAGGUCGGUUAAAGGGCUGUUCGCCAGCAAACGAUUUGUAAGGGCGCGUCAGUUGUCAAGCAGUCGUGCCUUCACCCAGCUUCCGCCCUGGCACGGACGCUUAUCGCGGCGACUCCGGUAUGGAGCAUAGAGGCGCCGCGUUGUAUUGCAUAGAUGUGCAGUAAAAGUCCUGUGUUGUGAAUCCUCGUCGCGUAAGUAAAAAUCCCUGUUAGGUAUUUAACGCUUGUGGUUUAAGCUUGGUUCGUUAGUUAAAGUCGCCAUUGAUAAUUCCGGCGGCGGGGCAGCUGUUGACCUCGUUGCGUUCUUGUUGUCAGGUGAUUUCACAAUUAGUGCCAAUCAGGAAUGUGGGCUGUCUGGAUCUGGAUUUCCUUUAGGUCAACGUGACUGCUUACAACUUUCCAUGCAAAUAAACGAAUAACUUCUCUCCUAAAGGGCCAUUACGGUUUCUGGAAAUAGACACCGAGAUUUGCAGACCUUCGGCUUAGAUGAUGACAGGGGUCGUAACUGUGCAACUC